AUGAUUGACUGUGAGAUCGGCACAAAGACAGCACAGCCGGAGACAAGUUCCAAAUUAAAUAUCAACAAAGCAGAUGUUCCUGGUGCUUUGUUGCCUUCCAUUCCCUCUACGUUAGAGGGAUCUCCCGAAGACCAAGUCGUCUUUGAGCUGGAGUCAAUUACCACGAGUGUUGAAGAAGUAAUGAAGGGAAGAGGGCUCCAUGGAGGAACGGAACAAGAUAAGGUGAUGGACCAGUCUCCAGGCCUCAUACUGGAGAAGUUCCUUACUUCUAGACAGAGAGCGACUGCUGAAAAGGAGCAGUGCCUGAUGAUGGCAAGCGACAAUCAAGCACAGGGUUUGGGCUACAUCACUGAAAAUGAGGUACAAGUUCUUGGAAGUGAUGAGAUCAAGGUUGAAGAGAACAGUUCGAAUCAACCACUGACUGCAUCCACUAGUCAAAAUAGACAGACUGCAAGCGUGCAGCCGCUGCAUCAUCGCGAUAUAAGGACUGUUCUGGUGAAAGAGGAAAGCAGCCUCAUAGUGAAUGAUGUUCCAGCCACAAAUGGCAGCAGACACAUCCGCUGGAAUGUAGAGGCACUUAGUGAAAAUACCGUCAUCCCAAUCCCGAUGAAGAGGAUAUGGGUGGCUUUGAAUUGUCAGAUCCUCAGCUUGAUUCAGAAGCAGAAGUAA
Maylandia zebra (zebra mbuna) is the source of this 669-nucleotide messenger RNA. The record is from RefSeq and is a predicted model, not a curated record. Lineage: Eukaryota; Metazoa; Chordata; Actinopteri; Cichliformes; Cichlidae.